UGUAUUUUAACGCGCGAUAUUCCAACCAAUCAGAACAUGAAUGGACCGCCAGAGAAGAUAUUCGCGAAAUCCCGGCAUCCAGUUCCGGUCAAGCCGUCGCCUUUGACGAACGUUCAAUCAUUUUUUUCCUGUAAUCUCCAAUUAUUUUAUUCUGUUAAAUAUGGAACUCAACUGGCUUCUGUGCAACAAAUGUUUUGUUCACUUGAAAGAGGCGAAAUCUCCAUUCUCAAUGACCCAAUGUGGUCACUUGUUCUGCAGAAAAUGCAUCGCCAAAGUUGGAGAUCACUGUCCCAUUUGCAAUGCAAAUGGCGUCGAAUCUAUAUGUCUCACAACACCACUUCAGCCUAUGAUCGUCCCCAUGUUUGAGGAUAUUCAUAGUGUGGCAGAGAAAUUGGUAUUGGCUGCGAAAUUCCAGAAGUAUCAAUUGAGUAUUCUCACGCAUCGUGAACAGGAGUUGGCUAAAAAGUACUUGGCACUCAAGACUGCGUACUGGCAAGUUACCAAACAAAUUGAGAAGGUGAAUCAGGAGUACAACGCAGUGAAAAGAGACUGUGCUGACUUAAUCGCUCAAAACAACGCUCGAGAUCACGAAUUUUACAAGGACUCAGCGAGAAAUGCUCGAGUAACAUUUUCUAGGCAGAAUGCCAUAUUUGGGAAGAAUCAGCCAGAGCCACACCACAUGUUUCGUCCAGGAUCUGGCAACGAUUCUGAAGAUUCAGAUGUUUCAGGCUCUACUAUUCGAGGAUUGCAUCCUCCAAGUGGACCUGAAGGUAUAUUCCGUGUACCAAUAGUUCCGAGAGUCCCCAGAUCCAUUGCUUCCACUGCAAGUUCCAGACUCUCGACACCAAUGUCACUUGAUUAUGAUCAAAGUGGACGGGGUUAUGGCAGUGAUACAAGUGCUUACUUCAGACGUUGAAGUGAAGACUGAGAGAAUUCAGGCAAAUAUUCAAUUAUCCCUUUCACUCACCUUUUCUCAGACAUUUCCAUUUCUUCUUAUCAUUUGAUAUUGAUCAACAAGUAUGUUGGUCGAGUUAUAAAUAAUAUCUAGUGAAUAAUAAUUCCAGAAUUAUUUUUCACGUGAUCAGUGUUUGUAGAUUUUUUU
Molecule: messenger RNA, 1102 nt
Organism: Diachasmimorpha longicaudata
Lineage: Eukaryota; Metazoa; Arthropoda; Insecta; Hymenoptera; Braconidae
Product: zip homologous protein 2-like
Exons: 4
Coding region: 161-916 (251 amino acids)
Biological process (GO): protein sumoylation; reciprocal meiotic recombination; homologous chromosome pairing at meiosis
Cellular component (GO): synaptonemal complex
Molecular function (GO): SUMO transferase activity
Source: RefSeq, a predicted model, not a curated record